AAGACGGUCGGAUUCUUGGGCGGUUUUUGCUUGCUUUUCAAUCAAAUGACUGGUCCUGCCAUUCCAUUCACCAGUGCCAACUUCCAAGAUCCUGGGUGGUUAUUCACUACAAUCAUGUACUUGGUCUUCUCUGUCGUAUCCGGCUUCUCUGUGCUAUUUCUAGUCGAGGCCAUCAAGGUUAUUCCCGGAAAUUCAAAUUUUCAGGGUGACGUUGAAUAUGGCACAAUUAUAAAUUUCUACUUUGGCAAAAAUCUGCACUUUGUUGCUCAGCUUGUCCUCUAUGGUGCAUUGCAAUCCAAUGCAAUACAAUGUAUUGUUCUUACAGCCCAGGCUACAGACAAUUUACUCAUCAGCUUAUUCGGUAGUACAUGUGGCCUAUCCUUUUCGAAUGGAUGGAUGUGUGUAACCCAGCAAAGUAUCUAUGUUCCAUCUCCGUUUGAAAGCAAUCUGAUGGUUUUUACCUUUGGACUGCUAGUUGUUAUUCUAUUUUGCCUUCCCCUUAGUUUCACCGACAUGGACAACAAUAUUAUGUUCAACAUCUUAAUGGCCAUGCUUUCGAUUGCACUCGGCACUUCCUGGAUAUACUCGUCAUUUGUUACAGGAUUAGAUACUCGCCGUGUUCCUGCUGUAACUGGACUGACUCUCAAAUACGGCCAAGUCGUGGGCACAGUAUUACUGAAUCUAGGAGCAACUACUGUUGUUCCCACCUGGAUCAAUCUCAAGCAUCGGGACGUCAGUGUACAAAAUCUGGUGUGGAUUGCUAUUGGUGCAUCAACUGCCUACUACAUAUGCAUUGGUGUUUUGUGUGGUUUGGGAUUCCCCCUAGACGAGUCUGGUAACUUGCUGCAUUCUUUGCUGUUAGUUGGCAAGCCAGAACUGGUUGCUACCAUUUCCAUUGGCGUGUUUGCGUAUGUCAUGCUUUUGCCUUCGGUUCCUGUGAGCUUCAUGGUUUCAAGAGACAAUUUGGUUCAAAACGAAGUCAUGUCCAAGCAAUCUGCAUCGUUCUUGUCCUUUGUGCUUCCGUGGAUUCUGUUGAUUCCACUUCAAACCGGUGUUGUCAUUUAUGAUUUUCAGACGUGGAUGUCGCUAUUUUUCACUGCCACAGCAAACUUUGUUAUUCCAUUUCUCAUGUAUUUCAAGUGUGUGGAGUUUCGU
Messenger RNA from Batrachochytrium dendrobatidis JAM81, 1155 nucleotides. RefSeq lists its product as uncharacterized. The record is from RefSeq and is a predicted model, not a curated record. The transcript has 4 exons. The annotation marks the transcript as partial. NCBI's taxonomy places the organism in Eukaryota, Fungi, Chytridiomycota, Chytridiomycetes, Rhizophydiales.